GCGGGGGCGGCCCCGGCGGAGCGGCCGGCGGACCCGGGCUGCGGGGCACUCGGAUCGUCAUGGAGCUGAGCGUGGGCGCCGCGGAGCUGCUGGGGGUCCUGGUGUCGGCGGGGGCCUGGCUCUGCGCGCUGGCCACCACCCUGAUGAGCACCUGGCUCACGCUGUCCACCGAGCUGCUGCCCAGCGAGAGCUACCAGCUGGGCCUGUGGGAGACCUGCGUGGUGCAGGAGCUGGGCUCCAUGGAGUGCCGGCCCUACAGCAGCCUGCUGGGCCUGCCGCCCGACAUCAUGCUGGCCCGGAUCCUGAUGUGCUGCGCCGUGGCCGCCGGCCUGCUGGGCCUGCUGCUGCCCAUCCCCGGCCUGCGCCUGGUCAACGGCUGCCGGCCGCGCCGCGCCCGCGACAAGAGGGCGCUGAAGGCGGCGGGCGGCGCGCUGAGCCUGGCGGCCGGCGUCCUGGCUCUGGUGCCGGUGUCCUACAUCGCCCACAUGACGGUGGUGCGCUUCUUCGACGAGUCGCUGCCGGAGAUGGUCCCGCGCUGGGAGUUCGGCGGCGCGCUGUUCUGCGGCUGGGCGGCCGGCGUGCUGCACCUGCUGGCCGGAGCGCUGCUGCUGACGUCCUGCGCCCGCCACCGGGACCGCCAGGUCCCCGUCCGCGUCCCGCUGGGACGUCUCGACAUCGGGACCCGGACGGAGUACGUCUGA
Messenger RNA from Salarias fasciatus (jewelled blenny), 701 nucleotides. RefSeq names its product putative claudin-24. Lineage: Eukaryota; Metazoa; Chordata; Actinopteri; Blenniiformes; Blenniidae. The record is from RefSeq and is a predicted model, not a curated record. The transcript has a single exon. The coding region runs from base 60 to 701 and encodes 213 amino acids. Gene Ontology annotation, cellular component: bicellular tight junction; membrane. Gene Ontology annotation, molecular function: structural molecule activity.